Molecule: messenger RNA, 564 nt
Organism: Oppiella nova
Lineage: Eukaryota; Metazoa; Arthropoda; Arachnida; Sarcoptiformes; Oppiidae
Source: the annotation of a GenBank genome assembly
AUGGUUGUGAGCGCUUCUGAGGCCAGACUUCCCCUUCAGAUCGAAGACGCGUCGAGACCUGACAGCGAGAGCGCACACAACGAGUCGGCCAAUGAUUGUGAAGGCCUUAACAUUGGCGUCAAUCAGGACACGAGACUCAACAACCGGGUGCUCGACCUCCGGACGCCCACCAGUCAAGCCAUUUUCCGCAUUGAGGCCGCAGUCGGCAAACUGUUCCGCGACUCUCUGGAGAGUCGGGGCUUCGUUGAGAUCCAUACGCCCAAAAUCAUACCGGCCGCCAGUGAGGGCGGCGCUAAUGUGUUUGAAGUGACGUAUUUCAAGGGAAAGGCAUAUUUGGCUCAAUCGCCGCAACUGUACAAACAGAUGGCAAUCGCCGCUGACUUCAACCGCGUCUAUACAGUGGGCGCUGUGUUCAGGGCUGAGGACUCUAACACUCACAGACAUCUCUGCGAAUUCGUUGGCCUCGACUUCGAGAUGGCCUUCGAGUAUCACUACCACGAAGUACUCGAUGUCAUCGGAUCCCUAUUCGUCGACAUUUUCAAAGGUCUUCAGUCGAGAUAUGCC